Molecule: messenger RNA, 11079 nt
Organism: Girardinichthys multiradiatus
Lineage: Eukaryota; Metazoa; Chordata; Actinopteri; Cyprinodontiformes; Goodeidae
Gene: ep300a
Product: E1A binding protein p300 a
Exons: 31
Coding region: 422-8947 (2841 amino acids)
Biological process (GO): positive regulation of transcription by RNA polymerase II
Cellular component (GO): transcription regulator complex; nucleus; histone acetyltransferase complex
Molecular function (GO): zinc ion binding; protein binding; transcription coactivator activity
Source: RefSeq, a predicted model, not a curated record
CUGCCCGACAUUAUCUUCAUCCUGACUCCGCAGGAAAGGAGGCUGAAAUGACGGAUGCAACCAUGGAGGCGACACCCGGGGACGGUUUAUUUACACCAGAAGAGCCGCUUUAAGUUUACUAGAGGGAUGCAGAUACGUGUGUCCCCCUCUUUACUUUCACCGACCCCCUCCUCCUCCGCUGGCAGAAAUUUAUAAAGAACAAAAAAUCCGACGAAGGGAGGGGGGUUGAUGUGCGCUGAGGCUGAAAUCGAGAGGCGAACCCAGGGAAAGAGGAGUAAUUUGUACACGGGACUUUCCCCCUCUUAGUACCCCAAACGGAGGGGGAAAAGUCGCAAUAUUGGCAACGAGAAGGAAUGGGCUUCUAAAGACGUGAAAACGUCUGCAAUUGUGGAUACUUUAUAUAUUUUUGUUUCGAAAAAAUAUGGCCGAGAACGUUCUGGACUCUGGCCCGCCUUCAGCCAAGAGGCCUAAACUCUCCUCUCCGGCACUUUCCGCCUCCGCUAGCGAUGGAAAUGAUUUUGGGACGCUGUUGGACUUGGAGCGCGAUCUCCCAGAUGAACUUAUCAUCCCCAGUGAAGCGGUUCUGGUCAAUGAUGGGGACCUUAACCAGCUAAACAGCAGUUUGGCAAGAGGACCUGGAGGUCUGGGUGCCGGGGGUGGCAAUGGGACAGCAGGAGGAAUGGGGCUUGGGUUUGGCCCAGUCUCUGGAGGGGAAACCGGGGGUGUUGGUGGAGGCCAAGAUGCAGUGGCUAAGCACAAGCAACUGUCAGAGCUUUUGCGCACAACCACCCCAAGUCAACAAGGGCAUCAAGGAGCCAUAGGCAGCCCAGGAGGCCCUGCAGUGAUGGGGCAACACCUAGCAAACAUGAAGGCAUCCUCAGGUCAAGGACCUCAACAGAUGAUGGGGCAGCAGCAGCACCUGUCCCCACAGCAGCAGGCUAACAUGAUGCAGCAGCAACAGACUGGAAUGAUGAGUAACAGGGGCAUGAUUGGAGUGCAGCAGAAAGCCAAUAAUGGACAGCAGCAGCCAGGUAUGAUUGGGAACCAGGUGAUGAAUGGCUCCCCCAGGAUGGGCUUCAGUAAUCAGGGGAUGGCUGGCAGCGGCAACACGUUGGCCGACACUCUACAGCAGCAAGGAGCUGGGGGGCAGGGGGCAUUGAGGGGGCAACAACACGGAACAAUGAACAAGCCGGGAAUGAUGGGGAAUCCAGGAGGCUCAUUUGGAGGUCCAUAUGGUGGUCAAGGAAGUCAAGGUCUGGGAGCUGCAGGGCUGGGUCCUCAACUCCAGAACAAAGGUCCGUUGGCCAACAGCCUGGCCCAGUUCAGUGUGGACAAGAAGAACCAGCCAAUGCAAGGAAUGGGUGCCAUGCAGUCACAGACAGGUGUGGGAGGUCCAACAGGUGCACCUGUGGGAGGAGCACAAGGGAUGGUCCUCGGUACGCAGGCAGGCCUAGCAGGAUACAACGCUCAAACCUCUGCAGCAUCUGCUGCAGCCGGAGCGCCGCCAACAGCUGACCCCGAGAAGCGCAAGCUAAUCCAGCAGCAACUUGUACUUCUACUUCAUGCACACAAGUGCCAGCGGCGGGAGCAGGCCAAUGGAGAAGUUCGGCAGUGCAAUCUGCCCCACUGUCGCACCAUGAAGAAUGUCCUAAACCACAUGACCCACUGCCAGGCUGGCAAGUCCUGUCAAGUGGCUCACUGUGCGUCCUCCAGACAGAUUAUCUCCCACUGGAAGAACUGUACGCGGCAUGACUGUCCUGUUUGUCUGCCACUAAAGAAUGCUGGGGACAAGAGGAACCCGCAGUGUGAGUCUCUGCUCAGUGGAGCAGGUUCAGGACUGGGAAGCUCGCUUGGUUCUGUCCCUGGUGGCCAGCCCAGUACUCCAAACAUCAACCCACCCAGCCAGAUUGACCCCAGUUCAAUAGAAAGAGCCUAUGCUGCCCUGGGGCUCACCUACCAGGGAAACCAGAUCCAGAGUCAGAGUGGUCAACCCAACAUGCCCAACCAAGCACAGACUGGUAUGAGGCCUCUCAAUCCAAUGGGUGUUAAUCCGAUGGGAGUCAAUGGUGGUGUGGGUGACUCCCCUCAGAGUCAACACGCCAGUUUACUGCAGGAUACCAUGAUGCAUCUUAAUGUGAAUAACCAAAGCUUGAUGAAUGAUGCUGUAGGAGUUGGAUCUAUGCCCACAGCAGCCCCUCCCUCUGCCACAGGUAUAAAGAAGGGCUGGCAUGAAGACAUCACACAGGAUCUCCGAAACCACUUGGUGCACAAGCUUGUCCAGGCCAUCUUUCCGACCCCGGAUCCUGCUGCACUUAAGGACCGUCGAAUGGAGAACCUGGUGGCCUAUGCCCGAAAAGUUGAGGGAGACAUGUAUGAGUCAGCCAACAGUAGAGCUGAGUACUAUCACUUACUAGCAGAAAAGAUCUAUAAGAUACAGAAGGAACUAGAGGAGAAAAGAAGGACACGGCUGCAGAAACAGAAUAUAGGGCCUGGCAUGGGACAGUCCCCAACUGGAUUGCCUCAAAACGGCCCACUCCCCGAUCCAUCAAUGGUGCGACCGCCAGGACCCAAUCAAAUGGUCAACAGGAUGCAAGGCCCAGGUAUGAACCAGUUCAAUCAGAUGGGGAUGCCAUCUAUGGGUCAGAGGUCCACGCCACCUCUUCCUAUGGGAGCAUCUGGUAACCAGCUCGGAAUGGUUGGACCCAGAGUGGGACAGCCUAACGUCAACCCACUGCAGAACCAGUAUCUGUCCCAUGGACAGUUUCCUGGGUCAGGACCUGGAGUUGGAGCACCUCAGCCUGGAAUGGCCCAGCCUGGAGCCCAGAGUGGGAUAGCACAGACACAGAUGGGAACUCCUCCAUCCCUCUCAGUAGGUAGUCCUCUAGCACAGCCUGGUUCAGUUGGCGGUCCCAUUGGGGUCUCCACUGUGGGACCAAUGGGUCCACAGAGCGUGGGAGGCGGAUGUCAAAACUCAUCUGUUGGCACCCCUGCUUCAUCUGUGACAUUAUCCAACACAAACCAGCAAGCUAACUCCAUCCCCCAUUUGGGACCCAUGCGUGGCAGCUCUCCCUCCCCUGCACACAGUCGAUCCCCUACUCCCCACCAAACACCUCCCAGACUAGCAGGGUCCCAGACACCACAGCCACAUACCCCAAAUGCCCCACAGUUGGCACCGUUAUCCCUUCAGCAGAAUCAGCUUAGCCAGGGGCCCGGAUCCAACAAACCUCUCCAGCCGCAACACAUAGGGCCCUCUGGCUCAACCACUCCAUCUCACCCUGGACUGGCCUCUAGCUUGACGCCGCAUGCUGGACAGCUGCCCCGCACUCCGUUGUCCCAGAAGGGCUCAUUCCCAGCAGACAGUCAGGCAAUGACUCCAGGCUCUGUCAGCAGUCUGGACACUUCAUCUCAGCAGCCGAUGUCAGACACCUCCACCACCAACCUCGAACCCAAGGUGGAAGUCAAGCAUCAGGAUGAGGAGGAGGAGAGCGACACAAGCAAUUGCUCCAAAGGAGGAAAGCUGAGCAUCCACAAAACGGAGGAAAAACCUAUAAAAUCAGAACUGAAGAAGGAAGAAGGUUCUGGUGGUAAAGGAGUCCCUAUGGAUACAUCAACACCAUUACCAGGUGUGAAGACUGAAGACAAAAAACCAGAAGUGAAGAAAGAGGUGAAAGAGGAGGAAGAUGGUUCAGAGGGAGCUGUUCCACAAGCUCCUGUAAAAAAGAAGAUCUUCAAGCCAGAGGAGCUUCGUCAGGCCCUCAUGCCCACUCUAGAAUCGCUUUACCGACAAGACCCAGAAUCUCUCCCAUUCAGAAUGCCUGUUGACCCACAGCUGCUCUGCAUACCUGACUACUUUGAUAUUGUGAAGAACCCAAUGGACCUGUCAACUAUCAAGCGAAAGCUAGAUACAGGUCAGUAUCAGGAUCCGUGGCAGUAUGUUGAUGACAUCUGGCUGAUGUUCAACAACGCCUGGCUGUACAAUCGCAAAACUUCACGGGUCUACAAGUUCUGCUCCAAGCUGGCCGAGGUGUUUGAGCAGGAGAUUGAUCCCGUCAUGCAGGGCCUCGGCUACUGUUGUGGGAGAAAGCUGGAGUUUUCUCCGCAGACACUGUGCUGCUAUGGGAAGCAGCUGUGCACGAUUCCCAGAGAUGCUGUUUACUUCAGCUACCAAAACAGGUACCACUACUGCGAGAAGUGUUUCAACGAGAUCCAGGGAGAGACUGUUUCCCUGGGCGAUGACCCCACCCAGACACAAACGUCAAUAAACAAGGAUCAGUUUGUGAAAAAGAAAAAUGACACACUGGACCCUGAGCUGCUAGUUGAAUGUAUGGACUGCGGACGCAGGAUGCAUCAGAUCUGUGUUUUGCACAAUGAAACAAUCUGGCCAUCAGGUUUUGUUUGUGAUGGCUGCUUAAAGAAGACAAAUAAGACGAGAAGAGAGAACAAGUAUUCUGCCAAAAGGUUGCCGCAGACCAAGUUGGGUACUUUUCUGGAGAUGAGGGUGAACGACUUCUUGAAGCGUCAGGCCCAUCCUGAAUCUGGAGAAAUCUUCAUUCGUGUCGUUCACGUCUCUGACAAGAUGGUGGAGGUGAAACCAGGAAUGAAGUCCAGAUUUGUGGACAGCGGCGAGAUGUCGGAGUCAUUCCCAUACAGAACAAAAGCACUUUUUGCAUUUGAAGACAUUGAUGGCGUAGACGUCUGCUUCUUUGGUAUGCAUGUUCAGGAGUAUGGAUCUGACUGUCCGCAGCCCAACCAGAGGCGGGUCUACAUCUCUUACCUGGACAGCAUACACUUCUUCCGGCCUCGUUGUCUAAGAACAGCAGUUUACCAUGAAAUCCUUAUCAGCUACUUGGAGUAUGUCAAGAAAAUAGGUUACACCACUGGUCACAUCUGGGCUUGCCCACCUAGUGAGGGCGACGACUACAUCUUCCACUGCCAUCCUCUAGAUCAGAAGAUCCCAAAGCCCAAGCGACUGCAGGAGUGGUACAAGAAGAUGCUUGACAAAGCUGUAACAGAGCGGAUAGUACACGACUACAAGGAUAUUUUCAAGCAGGCCACAGAGGAUCGAUUAACAAGUGCCAAGGAAUUGCCUUAUUUUGAGGGUGACUUUUGGCCCAAUGUGUUGGAGGAGAGCAUUAAGGAGCUGGAACAGGAGGAGGAAGAGAGAAAAAGGGAGGAGAACAGUACUUCUAAUGAGAGUAUUGAUGACGCAAAAGGUGACAGCAAAAAUGCAAAAAAGAAGAACAACAAAAAGACGAGCAAGAACAAAAGCAGCUUGAGUCGAUCGAAUAAGAAGAAACCAGGGAUGCCCAACGUUUCCAAUGAUCUGUCUCAGAAACUCUACGCUACUAUGGAGAAACACAAAGAGGUGUUCUUUGUGAUCCGGUUAAUUGCAGGCCCUAUGGCAAAUGCCUUGCCACCCAUUGUAGACCCAGACCCCCUGAUGGCAUGCGACCUUAUGGACGGUCGUGAUGCCUUCCUCACGCUGGCUCGGGACAAACACCUUGAAUUCAGCUCAUUGAGGAGGGCUAAAUGGAGCUCCAUGUGCAUGCUGGUGGAGUUGCAUAACCAAAGCCAGGACCGUUUUGUUUACACGUGUAAUGAAUGCAAGCACCACGUCGAGACUCGCUUCCACUGCACAGUGUGUGAGGAUUAUGACCUGUGCAUCACAUGUUACAACACUAAGGGCCACGAGCACAAGAUGGAGAAGCUAGGCCUUGGCUUGGACGACGAGAGCAGCAACCAGGCUGCAGCGACCACCCAGAGCCCGGGAGACUCCCGACGUCUCAGCAUCCAGCGUUGCAUCCAGUCCCUCGUCCAUGCGUGCCAGUGUCGAAACGCAAACUGUUCUCUGCCUUCCUGUCAGAAGAUGAAACGGGUUGUCCAGCAUACAAAAGGUUGCAAGAGAAAAACCAACGGUGGCUGCCCCAUCUGCAAGCAGCUUAUUGCAUUAUGUUGCUACCAUGCAAAGCAUUGUCAGGAGACCAAGUGCCCAGUUCCGUUCUGCCUAAACAUCAAGCACAAGCUUCGGCAGCAGCAGCUGCAGCACAGAUUACAACAAGCCCAGAUGCUGAGGAGGAGAAUGGCCAGCAUGCAGAGAGUGGGCCAGCCCCCUCCAGGUGGCCCACCUGGGGGAAAUGGUCUGCCGUCUCCAAGUGGCAAUAAUGGAGCUACUGGUCCUGCCACCCCUACAUCUGUUGGUACACAACCUCCAACGCCACAGACCCCCACCCAGGGUAACAUGCCUGCACUUCCCCAGCCACCAGGUCAGCAACAAGGUGGUACGAUUCCCCCCCAACACCAUCUCCACCAGUUUUCACCAGAAGGGAUGAUGAUUUCUGCUCAACCGCAAAUGGUGUCACAGCUCCAGCAGCAGGCUCCCAAUGUUCAGCAGCUUCAGCAGCAGCAACAUCCUGGUGGUUUGCCUCCAUACAACCCCAGGCCACCUGGACCGUCUACUCUCCAUCAGUCGCUUGGGAAACCUGGUAUGGGUCCAGCCACCCCACCCCAGCAGCAGCAACAAACCAACCAGGGACAAGGGUCAAUGCCUGUACAGGGCCAGCAGCAAGGCCCCCCUCUAGCUGCAGUAGAGACGGCCCUAAAAAUCCAACGGCUAGCAGAGACCCAAAGUCGGAUGGCUCAGGCCCAAGCACAGAUUCGUAGUUUGGGACAGGGUGGCAUAAUACCCCAACAUCCUCACCACCAGAACAGCCAGGCUCAGAUGGUAAUGCCCCACAUUGGGGCCCAGGGCAUGUCUCCCCAGGCUCAGGGAGUUGUUGGCAGGACUAUUUUGGAACCACAGCAACACGGAAUCGUAGCUGGAAUGCAGCAAAGUGGAACACAGUCACAGUUGCCCCCUCAGGUUCAACAGCAACUUCAGCCAACAAACCAGCAGUGGGGUCCCAGGGGGGCAACCAUGAACCCACAAACAAGGACAGCCAUGAUGGGUUCUAUGGCCCCACAACAGGCUACCAUUGCUCAACAGCAGCAGCAGCAACCAAUGAAUCAGCAACAGCCACAAGCAGGAAACCGAGGCUUAAUGCAGGUAUUGGGUGUUUCAGAAGGGGCAGCAGUGGGCCCUGGGCCAAUGCAAGGAGGAGGGGGGUUGGGAAACCUGCCCCAGGGAGCAGUACAGGACCUUCUGCGUACACUCCGCUCCCCAACCUCACCCCUACAGCAGCAACAAGUCCUCAACAUCCUACGUUCCAACCCAACUCUAAUGGCUGCUUUCAUACGCCAGAGAGCGGCUAGGUACCAGGGUGCUCAAGGAGGUCCUGGAGGAGCAGGAGGACCACCAACAGGGGGACCUGGAGGUGUGAGGUUCCCAGGCACUGCUGGAGGCUUGCCCAAUGUAGGAGGACCUGGAGCCAACCAGCUUGGCAACUUGGACGGACAACAACAGGUUAAUGUAAACCAGCCAGGGAUGAAUAUUGCUCAAGGUGGAGCCGGAGGAGGGAACAUGCCCACCAUGGCUCAGCUUCAGCAGCUACAACAACAACAGCAGCAGCAGCAGCAGCAGCAGCAGCGUCCAAUGUUGCCUGGAAACCUACAGCAACAGCAGAUGGCAGCUUUGCAGCAGCAACAACAGGGAGCAAUGCAAGCAGGGCAAGGCAACAUGGCAAAUAUGAAUCCACAGUUCAGAGAGCUGCUUAUGAGGAGACACCUGCAGCAACAGCAGCUGCAGCAGCAGCAACAACAGCAGCUGCAGCAGCAGCAACAACAACAACAGCAGCUGCAGCAGCAGCAGCAACAACAGCAGCAGCUGCAGCAGCAGCAGCAACAACAGCAGCUGCAGCAACAACAACAACAACAACAACAACAACAGCAGCAGCUGCAGCAGCAACAACAGCAGCUGCAGCAGCAGCAACAACAACAACAGCAGCAGCUGCAGCAACAACAACAACAACUGCAGCAGCAACAACAGCAGCUGCAGCAACAACAACAACAACAGCAGCAGCAAAUGGCAAACCAUGGGCAGUUCCAGCAACAGCAGCAAGCACAGCAGAGCUUUAUGCAAGCUGGACAAGGACAGGCAGGGAUGCCGCCAUCCUCUCAGCCGCAGCCUACAGGAGGAGCAGUAGGGGUUCCGCAGCAGCAAGGAGGACCACAGGGUGGGCCAGGACAGCUUGGGCAGCAGCAAGGAUACCCUAUGUCACAGGUAGCUGCAGCACUCCAGCAAAAGUUCCAACAUCAGAUGCAGAUGCAGCAGAAUUCAAUGGGUGGUCAUCAAGGACCAGAUAUCAGUGGAGGAGGUGCUGGAGGACCCCCACUCCAGCCUGGACAAGGUGGAUCAGGGACAGGGCAACAGCAAGCUGGAGUUGGUGUGGCUGGUGGUGGGCCACCAAUGUCGCAGCUAUCCCAGGGCAUGGUUCACCAGAACAUCCAUCAGAGGCUACUGCAGCAGCCACACCUUGGAGGGGGCUCGCCUGCCCAGCAUAGUAGUCCCAUGAGCCCUCAAAUGGCCCAGUCCCCCCACAUCCAGGGACAAGGAGGACUUGGUCCAGCAGGAUCGCUCGGCAGUCAGGUCCGGUCACCUCAGCCCUCACCCAGGCCACAGUCACAACCCCCGCACUCCAGCCCGUCCCCACGCAUGCAGCCCUCCUCUCAGCCUCAGCCCUCACCUCAUCGUAUUUCCCCACAGACGCAGACCGGGUCCCCGCACCCAGGACACCUUGCUCAGCAUCACCCCAGUAUGGCUCCGCCUCAGCCUCCACAAGUCCAACAGCCAGGGUUGUCUCAGCAGCAGCCACCACCAGUUAGCUCUGUGGAUCCCAGUCAGUUCAGCUCUGACCAGAACGCUAUCAUAUCCCAGCUAAGUGGGAUGACAGGGAUACACGGAGGACAUGGCAGCCAGCCGGACAUUCUCGGUGGGAAUAGUAAUAACGGCAGUAACAACAACAACAACAACAACCAGGAACUUGGGACAAACAUUAACCACAAUCUCAUGUAGCCUCGACUCCAAUCCAUGUUUCUGUCUUUUUGCUCUGAUUUGUUGCCCCAGAUGACAAGCUGCCACGAAGGGAUAGUUAGCCGGAGUUUUAGAAGUUUUUAUUUUUAUUUAAACAUUUCUGUGAUGUAUAAAUACGAACUAAAGCUUCCUUCCUAUGGGAGAUGUGACUUUAAUUUUAGAAAUCAAUAAAUGAAUAAAUUAAAACAAUGGUAAGUUAUUGCUGUUAAUAUAUAUAUAUAUAUAUCAAUAUAUUUUUGCCAAUUGUGUACAAAAAGGCAGAAGGGUAGAGUUUCUGGUGGAGAUCAUUCUUAAAUAUGACAAUAUUUUCGGGGACUGAGUAUUUUGCCUUUUUAAGAAGAUUUUUAAGAUUUCAAAUGUGGCUAAAGUUAGUGAGUUGAUAUGAUGUACGUUCCCUCUUAAGCACCCUAUCAUGAUUGUAUCUGUUUUCCACAGUAUGUUUAUUUUCUAUCAUUUUGUUCCCUUAAUGAAUCAUAACAGGAACAUCAACAUAUCUUCCGUUACAGUGGUCUUCUUCAGAGUGAACCCUGAACACUUACUUUGUAUGUGACUGCAGCAAAUUACAAAUGGUUAUUUAGUUUGAGUAGGUAGGAGGAAGGGUGUACUUAUUUUGACAGCUAUUCUGUUUUAUUUUGUAGGUGUGUGACAGUCGGGGUUUAUAUUUAGUGUUUUUGGGUAAUGUUUGAAAAUGUUGGGCCACAUAUACGUUACAAAUAGAAAUCAUUGCACCUGUUUUUCAGCCUUUUUGUGAAUAUGCACACCUUCCUCACCCUGACCCCCUUACCGAUCACCUACAAAAUGUGGAGGAAUAAACGGCAUGUUGCUGAUUUAUCCCAAAAAGGUUGUAAAUAUUUUCCAGCGCUGUUUUUAUGCGACGUAUGAAAGAGAUUGAGCAAGUUCCGCCUUUGCCGUCUACCUUGACGGUUUUCCUUUCAAUUAUUUUACCUCUUUUGUUUCCCCGUCUUCAGCAACAAAGUUUGAUUUGUUAGUACUGUAAAAAUAGGAAAUUGUGGACUUGGAUACGGUUUGUUUUGUAAAGAAAUGUAGAAAAAAAAAAAAAAAAGUGUACAUAUUUAAAAAACACAAUCUGCAAGCGACAUGUAUUUUGCUCGUUUAUUCCCCUUUUUUCAUCGAAUAUAUGCUGUGUCUGAAACAAAAUGACAGAAGUGCUCCUAAGCUACUGUAAAGUAUUACAUUUUUCUUUUUUUUCUAAAGUGUACAGUAUGGGUUGUUGUAGGUCACAAGCACCAAUGCGCCUUUUUUAGUGUAUUUUUUUGACUAGGUUUUGGAGAGGUUGGGGUUUAUUGCAACAGAGCACCCACCUUUUAUUGUAGAAAAAAUAACUUCUGCGUAAAACCUGCACAAAACGGAGCCAAAACAAGGGAUGAGGUCUAAUCUUAAGGACCUAAAAUUUGGUUGCUUAGCUUUUUAUGGAGAAGAUUGAAGACAGAUUUUUCACAUGCUUACUAUUUCUUUUCUCUAAAAGUUAGGCUUGCUGAGUAUGGGGAUGAAACACAUCAAAUCCAGGUUGCAAUAUAUCUUGAGACUUAUUUUAUAAAUAAUAAGAAAAAACAAGGAUAGACUGUCUUUUAUAUAUAUAGAUAUAUUAUUUAAUUUUAUUUUUUUGGAAAUAAAACUUGAAGCUACAGGAAUUAUUAGAUAAAAAUGUUUUGUUUUCUAUUAAAGGUGUUAUGGUGAUGCAAAAAGACACUGCAGACAGUUAUUCGUUUUGCCCUGGAGAGGCUAUGGAGUCCAUUAUACCAUCCUUUUGAUGAGAUGUUUUAUGUACAUGAAUAAAGUUGUAUACAUAUUGAAUCACUGUACAAACAGAUGGCAACUGAACAAAUUUUGUCCAUUUUUUUUCCUAAGACUGGAAAUAAGACUAUUUAAAUUUUAGUAUUCAAAUGGAAUCGCUGACCACUUUUUCUUGUUCCUCUUAACGAUUUUGGUGCUUGCUGAAAGCAAAAAUAACUGUUGCUCAAUUUUUUUUAAGUUAUUUUGGUGGUCUGAUUGUUUUUUUGCCAAUAAAUUAAUUGUACAAUAAAGUAUGUUUGUACUAUUGGAAAAAAUAUUUGCUUUCCUCUUUUCCACAUUAAAUUGGUUUGUCAACUGAA